AUGUCGCUUGAGUUUAUCCAUGCAGAUUCAGCGGGAUCACGGGCUGUUUCCAUUCUUGCGGAAAGUAUGCAGUCUUUGUUGGACUUUGAUCCAGAGGUCAAAGGAUUUGAGUCCGUAAGGUUCAGUGGCCUUCCAAACAAUUUCAAUAUGGUUCCUGUGCCCUGUACAUCAGAGUCUGCUCCAGAUGUACAUAUGAGAAUUAGCCGGAUUGGAAAAAUUAGAACUGCAGUAGAGUUUUCUAAUGAUGUCAAAUCCUGUGGACGACCAUUGAGCCUAAGCACGUGUAAUGGAUUGUUGGAUGGGCUCUUCAAGAACCACGAAUUUGACAAAGCAAUCGAACUUUUGUAUUUUGUGAAGGAGAAUGGUUUGGAAGCUGAGCUGUAUACGUACAAUAUAGCCACUGAUGGUUUGUUCAAAGCUGGGGAACUCGUAGGCUCAAGGAAAUUAUUUUGUGAACUCCGUAAUAAAAGCUUUAUGCCGGAUGUUAGAACAUUUACCAUAAUGAUCGAUGGCCUAUGCAAGAAAGGGAUGCCAUUUGAGGCUGAGAAAAUUAUCAUUGAAAUGGAAAAGAAUGGUUGCUUGCCUGAUGCUAUCACAUAUUGCAUCACCAUUCAAGGUUUCAUUAAUGAAGAAGAGGUUCAUAAGGCAAAGCAAUUUUUUCACGAAAUGCUUGAAAGAGGAUUUGUUCCCAGCAAUGAUAUAAUUUCAUUGUUAAAGAGCAAACUUUCGGUGGAUCAACUAGAGAAUUUCAGUUGUUUCGCAAACCAAAUUCUUGCCUUGUCAGAAACUAGCAACAGUAGCGCAAGUAGUAAUCUGGAUGAAGAAAGGUUUCUAGAUCAACAGGACAUAAAGGCGUAUGCCUAG
This is a messenger RNA of Papaver somniferum (opium poppy), 864 nucleotides long. Its product is annotated as pentatricopeptide repeat-containing protein At3g22470, mitochondrial-like. Lineage: Eukaryota; Viridiplantae; Streptophyta; Magnoliopsida; Ranunculales; Papaveraceae. The transcript is spliced from 3 exons. The record is from RefSeq and is a predicted model, not a curated record. Gene Ontology annotation, molecular function: protein binding. Bases 1 to 864 code for a protein of 287 amino acids.